Molecule: messenger RNA, 660 nt
Organism: Westerdykella ornata
Lineage: Eukaryota; Fungi; Ascomycota; Dothideomycetes; Pleosporales; Sporormiaceae
Exons: 2
Biological process (GO): GPI anchor biosynthetic process
Cellular component (GO): glycosylphosphatidylinositol-N-acetylglucosaminyltransferase (GPI-GnT) complex
Source: RefSeq, a predicted model, not a curated record
AUGCUGCAGCUUCUGCAGCGAGCCACAUCCCCUCCAAAGCACACCCUGACAGAGCUCCGCCCAACCCCGUCAACAGUGCAAUACACCGUUUCAACGCGCACGGCGCCAACCACGCUGCCGCAAUGGACGAGGUACUAUUUCUUUAUCCUCUUGCGGAUAUUCCUGGGGGUAUGCGCGCUUCUAGCGCUGGGGCUAAAAUGGGCGGUCCAUGCUGGAUAUCACUCCCAUGCUGGUUGGUGGAAAUGGAUAUGCGAUACCAUAUUCGGAGCGCAUAAGGCGCGGGUGAUACAGAGCGUAGAGGCAGCUCAAUGGCGAUAUUUCAUUCCCUGCGCCGUCUUCGUCCUCUACCUCGUCCUGCGUCGCGGCUACACUGAAGAAGCCCUCCUUAUCCUCCCUUCCCUCGGUCUCCAAACCCUCACAUCCAGCCCAACGUACUUCCCCUUCCUCUCCGCCCCGACAACGCGCUUUAUCCCUACUCCCUCCAUCCAGGACAUCUUCAUCCACGAGGCGUUUCGCGGUUUCGAAGUGCGGUUCUAUCUCGCGGUGGUCGUGAAGGGGGAGCCGGAAGUGGUUGUGGUGUUUCCGAAGCUUUUGCCUAGGAGGGCGGUGUUGGAGAGGGUUUGGAGAGGGGUGAGAGAUGGGCUGUGGGAGGGCGGCGGA